Molecule: messenger RNA, 2456 nt
Organism: Postia placenta MAD-698-R-SB12
Lineage: Eukaryota; Fungi; Basidiomycota; Agaricomycetes; Polyporales; Adustoporiaceae
Product: glycosyltransferase family 39 protein
Exons: 11
Coding region: 9-2333 (774 amino acids)
Biological process (GO): protein O-linked glycosylation via mannose
Cellular component (GO): endoplasmic reticulum; membrane
Molecular function (GO): dolichyl-phosphate-mannose-protein mannosyltransferase activity
Source: RefSeq, a predicted model, not a curated record
CCCUCCCCAUGUCGGUGUCGGGUAGGACAUCACCGAACCCUCUGCGGCAGAGGCGCACACCUGCCUCGCGCUCGUCUGGCUACAGUGAAAUCGACCAAGAUGAAGACCAGGUUGAAUUCACGAAUCCACGGAAUCGCAGCACAGUCGAGCGAUUCUUGGAAACAGAACGCGCAAGUAUGGCCAUGCUUGCGUUGCUCACUUUCUUCGCAUUUGCCCUCCGGUUCUACAAGAUCAACCACCCAGAUCAAGUAGUAUUUGACGAGGUUCACUUUGGAAAAUUCGCGUCGUAUUACAUCAAGCGACAGUAUUACUUCGAUGUGCAUCCACCACUUGCGAAGAUGCUGUUCGGCCUCGCCGGGUGGUUCGUUGGCUACGAUGGUCAUUUCCUCUUCGACAACAUAGGAGACAGCUACACCGAGAAUCACGUUCCAUAUGUUGGAAUGCGUGCUCUCCCUGCGUUCUUGUCGAGUAUGACGGUGCCAAUUGUCUAUUCCAUCAUGAAAGAGUGUGGAUAUUCCACCAUCGUGGCUGCAUUCUCUGCCUGCAUUGUUCUUUUCGACAGUGCUCACAUUGCGCAGGGGCGCCUGAUUCUGCUUGAUGCUAUCCUCAUAUUCUUCAUGUCGCUCACUCUGUAUUCAUAUAUCCGUUUCCGGAAAUUGCGAUAUCUUGAGUUCUCACCGGAGUGGUGGGGCUGGCUGCUUGCUACAGGGACGUUUAUGGCCUGUACAUGGGCAUCGAAAGUUAACGGUAUCCUCACCGUCAUUGCCAUUGGUAUCCCAGUCAUGGUUGAUCUGUGGGAUAUUCUGGACAUAAAGAAGGGCCACAGCAUGGAAUACUUCACGAAACAUUUUCUUGCAAGAGCUGUGGGAUUGAUUGUGCUUCCUCUCUUCUUGUAUCUUAUGGUGUUCUACGUCCACCUGUCAAUCUUGACGAACACUGGCCCCGGGGAUACAUUCAUGAGCCCCGCAUUCCAGGAAACCCUUAGAGGCAACGAGAUGCUCUUGAAUAGCCAAGAGUUACGAUACUACGACACCGUCUCGAUCAGACACAAAGAUACGAGGGUGUAUCUUCACUCGCAUCCAGAGCUUUAUCCUCUGAAAUAUGAAGACGGACGCAUCAGUAGCCAAGGUCAACAGGUAACAGGAUACGGGCAUGAAGAUUCCAACAAUCACUGGCAAAUUAUCCCCACUAAGGCACUCCCCGACACUGGGCGGGGGCGCAUCGUGCGACACGACGACGUUAUCCAGCUGCUGCACGUGAAUACGCAGACUUACCUCCUCACGCACGACGUAGCUUCGCCCCUGAUGCCUACGAAUGAAGAAUUCACGACUUGGCCUAAGGACGAUUAUUCGCGUCAUAACGACACCCUCUUUGCAUUGCGCCUCGUCGAUGGACAGGAGGGCGAAGCAUGGAAGAGCAAGUCGGGUCACUUCAGGCUGAUUCAUUUAGCGACCAAGGUCGCCAUGUGGACGCACACAAAGCAGUUGCCCGAGUGGGCCUUCAGUCAGCAGGAGAUUAAUGGUAUUAAGACGACUAACGACAAGUCCACCAUUUGGUUUGUUGACACUAUCGUCGAUGAAGAAACUGGUGAAGAUGCCUUGCAGCGCACCAACAUCGCGCCGAAGGAGCCUAAGAAGAGGAGCUUCUUCAAAAAGUUUGCUGAACUGCAGCUCCUGAUGCUGCAGCACAAUGCUGGCCUCACGGCGUCUCACCCAUAUGCCAGCAACCCCAUCAACUGGCCGUUCCUUAUCAGCGGUAUUAGCUUCUGGACGGACGGUGACAACCAGAAGCAGAUCUACCUCAUCGGCAACAUCGUGGGCUGGUGGGCAUGUGUGAUAGCUCUCUCGACUUAUGCAGGUAUCAUUGGCGCCGACCUCAUUGCGCGUCGUCGUGGUAUCGAGCCAAUCUCAGAUCAGGUCCGCAACCGACUCUGGAACUCAACUGGCUUUUUCCUCGUCGUAUGGGCCGUGCAUUACUUCCCUUUUUAUCUCAUGAGCCGACAACUCUUCAUCCAUCAUUACCUUCCCUCUCAUCUUGCGUCGGCGCUGGUUGCCGGCUCUGUACUGAGCUUUGUGCUCUCCGAGACCAUCAAUUAUCCUAUAUCCGCACGCGGCCCGUCGAUGAUACACCCAAAACCACGCACCUAUGCUGACCUGGGUCUCAAAGGCCCCAUCGUUGUCGGGGUGUUUGCCCUAGCCAUGUUCUUGAUGUUCCUCUUCCUCGCACCAUUGACAUAUGGAACGCCAGGGCUGGAUGGUGACCAGGUCAACAGCCGAAGACUGCUUUCUUCCUGGACCCUCCAUUUUGCUGCAAAACCGACCGGAGAGUUCUAGGAAUGCCCAUAAGGUCGUAAUUCUAAGCUUUCGGAUCCAUCUCUGUACUUGCUGCAUCGUUAUGUCCGCGUACUAUUGUAACCUACCAGUUUUCUAUACCAUAUACAUGCUUUCGCCGCUCAA